GGCCUAUUUAUUCUUAUACUACCGCAACUCCACUCCGUAUUGAAGUCCAUUGUCAAUUCAGAUAAUAAACAAUUCCAUACAAUAUGGGAACAGAGGUUAUUAAAAUGGCGAUACAUUAAGGUUAAAAGCUAGAGUGAAAAUGUGUGGGAAAUGUGUUUCAUUGUGUUUGUUGUUUCUUCUGAAACAAGAGUUUGCAGUAAGCAUUCGAAUCACAGAGCUUACUGUACCGAGUCAUGCUGUAGAAAGCGGGUCCGUACUACUCCAAUGCCAAUAUGAUCUUGAAGGAGAAAUGUUGUAUUCCCUCAAUUGGUACAAAGACGGAAUAGAGUUCUACAAAUAUGUACCAAGCAAUAACGUUCAGUAUAAUUUUUUUCCGCAGAUCGGAGUCAAUGUGGAUGAAAAAGAUUCUUCAAGUAACGUCAUCAAAUUGACAAACUUGACUUCCGAUUCUGCUGGAUUGUACAGAUGUGAAUUGUCGGGUGAAGGGCCAUAUUUCAUAACCGUUCAUGACGAAAGAAAUAUCAGUGUACAUCUACUACCAUAUAGACGGCCCCAAGUAACAGGGCUCGAAGAAGAAUAUAGAGCAGGGGAUAUCAUAGCUGUCAACUGCUCAUCGUCAAGAUCUCGGCCACAGGCCCGAUUAAAAUGGCUAAUUAAUAAUGAGGCAGCUCCAAGAAAAUACGUCACCGGUCCCUGGUAUAGAAUAUCGAGAGAGCGUCCGGAUGCAAGAGAAACUAUACUACAAUUAAGAUUCAUUGUGAAAAAAGAACAUUUUGAAAAUGGAAUAUUGCAACUGAAGUGUCAGGCCACUAUAGCGCCUUUAUAUCAAGACGAGGUUGUACACCAUAUAAUACGCGCAGAAGACAAUAGGAUCGAUCCGAUAUCUGAGGACGUAAUGAAUGAGGAAAUAAACAGGUUAUUCGAUCAACAAACUCAGCUAAGCUCGUAUGAUGACAUAGAGAUGGCGGUAGCUGAAUCUCAGAAUGACCAAGGUAUCGGAGCUAUCAUGAGAAUUUCCGUUUCAAGCGUUAUGAUGAUGGUUGUAUUACAAAUUUUACUAUGAUGUCACAAUUAUAAUACUUUUGAAACUAAAGAUGUUAAGAAGGUUUCUCAAUGUUAAGCAAAUUACGGUUUUUCUUAUUACUGCAUAUAAAACUUUAAUAUUGUUCGAAUUGCAUUUAGUUUCGCAUGAAAUUCCGCUAAAGUUAUUAUUUUUUUGUUAUUAAUUAAGAGACUUUCUUUCGCCGUUCUAGUUGUGUAAAGUUUUUAGUUAUACUGUAGUGUAGAAACUGCCAGUAUUAAUAUGUAUACAAAAGUGCGUACAGUGUAUUGCAUUUCCGAAUGAGCUUUAUUUGAAGUUAAUUUUUUUGUUAAUAAAUGCUUUAAAAAAAAGUCAGUUUA
This is a messenger RNA of Pieris napi, 1401 nucleotides long. RefSeq lists its product as uncharacterized. NCBI's taxonomy places the organism in Eukaryota, Metazoa, Arthropoda, Insecta, Lepidoptera, Pieridae. The coding region runs from base 140 to 1063 and encodes 307 amino acids. The record is from RefSeq and is a predicted model, not a curated record. The transcript has 6 exons.